AUGGGUAUUUGGGAAGCUUUGCUCAAUUGGCUCCGCAGUCUCUUUUUCAAGCAGGAGAUGGAGCUGUCCCUGAUAGGGCUUCAGAAUGCCGGAAAGACUUCUCUUGUUAAUGUUGUGGCUACCGGUGGAUAUAGUGAAGACAUGAUCCCAACGGUGGGAUUCAACAUGAGGAAAGUAACAAAAGGAAAUGUCACCAUUAAGUUGUGGGAUCUUGGUGGUCAACCUAGGUUCCGCAGUAUGUGGGAGCGAUAUUGCCGUGCGGUCUCAGCUAUUGUGUAUGUGGUUGAUGCUGCUGAUCAUGAUAACUUGAGCAUCUCAAGGAGUGAGCUGCAUGACUUGCUGAGCAAACCAUCCCUCAGUGGCAUCCCAUUACUGGUCCUUGGAAACAAGAUAGACAAGUCAGGAGCUCUGUCUAAGCAGGCUUUAACUGAUGAGAUGGGGCUGAAGUCGAUAACGGACAGGGAAGUUUGCUGCUUCAUGAUCUCGUGCAAGAACUCGACAAACAUAGAUUCUGUGAUUGAUUGGCUUGUAAAGCAUUCCAAGUCGAAGAAUUAA
Molecule: messenger RNA, 555 nt
Organism: Linum trigynum
Lineage: Eukaryota; Viridiplantae; Streptophyta; Magnoliopsida; Malpighiales; Linaceae
Source: the annotation of a GenBank genome assembly